AUGACUGUCAAAUGGGGCAAGGGGGGCAGGGGUGGUGGAGGUGGCGGCGGGGGCGGCGGUGGUGGAGGGGGUGGAGGGGGCGGGGGUGGUGGCGGUGGUGGGAGUGGUGCUGGUGUUGGGGGGUUCAAUGGCGGAGCCGGGGGUGGUGGCGGUGGCGGUGGCGGGGGUGGUGGUGGCAGUGGUGGCGGCAGUGGAGCUGGUGGCGGGUGCGGUGGAGCGGUGCAGCGUGGGGGGAUCGGCAGUGGCCAGAGGCAGCAGCAGCAGCGUCCCAGCGAGACCUCGUCGCCCUAG
Closterium sp. NIES-65 is the source of this 291-nucleotide messenger RNA. Lineage: Eukaryota; Viridiplantae; Streptophyta; Zygnematophyceae; Desmidiales; Closteriaceae. The record is from the annotation of a GenBank genome assembly.